Molecule: messenger RNA, 978 nt
Organism: Phanerochaete carnosa HHB-10118-sp
Lineage: Eukaryota; Fungi; Basidiomycota; Agaricomycetes; Polyporales; Phanerochaetaceae
Exons: 3
Cellular component (GO): 90S preribosome; small-subunit processome; nucleolus
Source: RefSeq, a predicted model, not a curated record
UUGCAGGACAACGAUUCGUAUUUCCACCAAUCUUUAGGAGAAUGGCGAGAGUUAAACAUUUCUCCUACCUUCUUGGAGUUUGCAAACAAGACAGAGGGUCUUUCUGCGUCUAUGGCUUUGCUUGUGCACCACUGGCAGAAAUUACUGGAGUUUUGGUUAGACGCGGUAGACAAAGCGGACGAGGAGGCUUUAAAACCUUUACUUGAGUACAUUUAUGCGUUCUUUAUUUCUUGUGAUGGAGCUUAUCCUCCUCCAGUCUCGAACGCUAUCGAAGAGACGUGGGCCGCCUUUGCGCAAGUAUUGCCGAAAUGCGACCCGGAAGUCCAGAGAGUCGUAGCGGAGCUUUGGGGUACCACCAUAAGGAGGCUAAAGGCUGCGGUGCGGGAGCAGUGUGUUCUAUCUAUUGUGUCAGCUGCAAGCCCGGAUGUUAGCUCUUGGGUCUUUGUCUCGGCUUGCAAGCAGCUCGCCGAUGCUGAAAAAGAAGAUUCUGAACUGCUUCGAAGACUUUUGGAGGUCAUCACCGUGCCAUGCUCCGUUCGCCAGGGCUCGCGCAUGUCAGCGAAGCAUCUGACGACCCUCCUUUCGCAAUUCGAGUCUCUUCCUCUAUCGGAUCUUCUACACGAGGCUCUUCUCAAGUUCGUCGCCGCGUGUCUCACUGCUGGCGAUAUGGCUCUCUGGAUGGGUCCUGGCCGGAAAGUGUUUGUUCGCAUCUGGGAACGGCCUGUGCUUGCUCUCGAGCUCUGCACCGUACUGUCCGAUCUGAAUUGGGGAGGCUGCAAGUUGCUCGCUUCGCCACACGUUGUCAAACUUGUGCCGGACCUCCUCGACUCGCAUACCGAGAAGGCGCUCGAGCUGCUCAGCGCGUUGCAGAAAGAGAAAAAGCUGCAGGCUGAGGCGUCCUGGAAGCAGAGACUACAGGCCUGGUUCACUAGGCAGCUAUCAUCUUGGAGUCGGACUCCUGAUCAGGUAGGACCGUAA